Molecule: messenger RNA, 1696 nt
Organism: Paramormyrops kingsleyae
Lineage: Eukaryota; Metazoa; Chordata; Actinopteri; Osteoglossiformes; Mormyridae
Product: cysteine and histidine-rich domain-containing protein 1
Source: RefSeq, a predicted model, not a curated record
GCUAUUUAUAUCCACCCCACAAAAAGCACCCGCAUGGCUCUCCCUCUCUUCCUCUUCCACCGUUCCUCCAGGCUCAGUUUGCCCCUUCUGGAUUUCUCCUCUGCCUUCCCUGACAUUCCUUGAGUGGUGGAAAGUUCUGGACAACCGGUGAAGGCGGGACCUGAACGCGGAGAAAGAACGCCGUACCUCCCCAGUUGUGUGAGAGUGACACGGGUCCUGGGUAAGGAGUGAACCCUGGAAAGGAGACCUGAAGCUCUGCUGACUGCUGCCAUGGCUCUGCUCUGCUACAACAAAGGCUGCGGGGACCGUUUCGAUGAGCAGGAGAACGCUGACGAUGCUUGCCUGCACCACCCAGGGGUGCCCAUCUUUCAUGAUGCCCUUAAGGGUUGGUCUUGCUGCAGAAAGAGGACCACAGACUUUUCAGAGUUCCUGUCUAUCAAGGGAUGUACCCGAGGGCGCCAUAGCAACCAGAAACCACAGGAACCACUGCGUCCGGAAGUGACAUCAGACAAAGGGGACUUGCAGAACCACAACAACAAGGAAAUCAUCUAUAUGGGGCCCAAAUCUGCAGAGGCCCUGCAAAAGGAGAGACCCAGCCUUGAUGAGACCAAGACCAAGCUGGCAGUGAAGGUGUCGACCUCAUUGGCCCAGGUGCUGGAGAAGCUGCAGAUAACCAAGAAGGCAGAGGCACAGAAACAAGAGAGCCAGGCUGUCAUGUUCGGAACACGGUGCAAAAAUGCAGGAUGCAAAACAGUAUACCAAGGAGAGGCUACUGAUGCAGAGGUCUGCAUCCACCACCCAGGAGUGCCAGUGUUCCAUGAAGGGUACAAAUACUGGAGUUGCUGUUGCAUCAAGACCCUCGACUUCAACGCCUUCCUGGACCAGAAGGGAUGCACCAAUGGCAAGCAUCGCUGGAUCCCCAAACAGGACAAGAAGAAGGUGGCGUGCCGGUAUGACUGGCACCAGACUGGGAACCAGGUGGUAAUCACUCUGUACGCCAAGAACGCUAACCCAGAGCACUCCUAUGUGGAGGCCAACCGCACCAUGUUGACGGUUCACAUCCAGUUUGAAAACGACAAAGUUUUCCAUGCGGACUUCUACCUCUGGGGGGUGAUCAAUGUCUCCAAGAGCUCGGUCAGCAUGGUGCCGACCAAGGUGGAGCUGAUGCUGGGCAAGGCAGAUGCAGUGGCCUGGGGCAAGCUGGAAGACCCACAGGCCAAGGCAGCGGCCCCCGUCGAGCCGCAGGAGGAGGGCUACGUCGACCCCGAUGAGAUGCCCGACUGGGAUAUUGACGACGAUGACAUUAGCGAGUCCGAAGAUGAGGAGCCGGCCCCCCCCAAGUGAGCCGGGGCCUCAUUUUGGCUGUACGCUGCCGCUGGGGGGCCUGUUUUGACAGAAGCACGCGACACUGGUGAUAUACAGGGUCCCCCGGCUACCUCAGUGGGACUGGUAGCAGGAUGUGGACGUGAUAUUUAACGUGCUGCGGGGACACAAGGCCUUGUCUUGGGCAUCGUUCUGAUGUAGGUGUGGCGAGAGAGGAUCUUACCUGUGACUGCAAAGACCAUUAAGCUGACUAAAGAUUAAAAUGUGAGCUUGAGUUUUACUUGUACAAAAAGUUCUGAAGGCAGAAAGGAAAAAUGACUGGUUCAGAGUGAUAACCAAUCAUACUGUAGAGGAGGUGGGUCCAAGUGACUAC